GCAAGGUGAAGGGAGCCCUCUGCUGAUGACUCAGAUAAAAGUUCACAGUUCCAGGCAAGGUGCAUUUGUAUUUCAGUGGGGACUCAUGCACUGGAAAAGCUUUCCAAAAUUAAAGAAUGAGUUUCUGAUGGAGGAAUUUCAGACACAAUGAGUGAAUGAUAACGAGUGGGGGAGAUAUAUCAAUGCAAGGGGUCCAGGUCCCAUUGCCCCAUUAAUAGUGGCUGGAAAGCUGCAUGGAGAGGGAAGAAAUCUGGGAUCCACCAGACUGCCCAGCACAUCCUGCUAAUUAACAGCAAUGUCAAGCAAGAAAAAACGAAAGCUACGUUCGAGGAACUCAGGCAGCCCAGUACUGUAGACGUCUCUAGGACACCCCAGCAAAGUGCUAAGGCUUCCGGGCGUACUCCAGUGCAACCACCCUACCUCGAGACGCACUUGAUAUGCGAAUAAGUGGAUUGGGUCUUCAGACCACCAGAAUCGUGCAGGGGCGCGGAAGACUACCGCGCUUGGCAGCUCCAAAGACCGGACAUUUCUGAUUCAUUUGCAUCACUGAAGAGCAUCUCUAGAAGAGGAAGGAAAAGAUGGGUGUGAAAACAUUUACUCAUAGUUCCCCUUCCCACAGCCAGGAGAUGCUUGGAAAGCUAAAUAUGCUUCGAAAUGAUGGACAUUUCUGUGAUAUCACUAUUCGUGUCCAGGACAAAAUCUUUCGAGCACACAAGGUGGUACUGGCAGCUUGCAGUGAUUUCUUUCGCACCAAACUUGUUGGCCAAGCAGAGGAUGACAGCAAGAAUGUAUUGGAUUUGCAUCAUGUGACAGUCACUGGAUUUAUACCCCUUUUGGAGUAUGCUUAUACAGCAACUCUGUCAAUUAACACAGAAAAUAUUAUUGAUGUCUUGGCUGCAGCCAGCUAUAUGCAAAUGUUUAGUGUUGCCAGCACCUGCUCAGAGUUCAUGAAAUCAAGCAUUUUAUGGAAUACACCCAACAACCAACAAGAAAAGGGACUAGAUGCUGGGCAAGAAAACAAUUCUAACUGCAAUUUUACCUCUCGAGAUGGUAGUCUUUCUCCAGUGUCUUCAGAAUGCAGUGUGGUAGAAAGGACCAUUCCUGUCUGCCGAGAGUCCCGGAGAAAGCGUAAAAGCUACAUAGUUAUGUCUCCUGAAAGUCCACUUAAGUGUAGCACACAGACAAGUUCUCCCCAAGUGCUAAAUUCUUCAGCUUCCUAUUCAGAGCCUAGAAACCAACCAGUUGACUCUUCCUUAGCUUUUCCUUGGACUUUUCCAUUUGGAAUUGAUCGAAGGCUUCAGUCAGAGAAGGUUAAACAGGUAGAAAAUCCCAGGACUUUAGAACUACCGGGCCCAUCUGAGGCAGCUAGAAGAAUGACUGAUUAUGUGACAUGUGAGAGUACAAAGGCUAAUUUGCCUCUGGUUACUGAAGAGGAUGUACGGGUCAAAGUGGAAAGGUUAAGUGAUGAGGAAGUUCAUGAGGAAGUGUCCCAGCCUGUCAGUGCAUCUCAGAGUUCCCUGAGUGAUCAGCAAACAGUGCCAGGAAGUGAGCAAGUUCAGGAGGAUCUUCUAAUUAGUCCCCAGUCUUCUUCUAUAGGCUCAGUAGAUGAAGGAGUCACUGAAGGACUACCUACACUUCAAAACACCUCCAGCACUAAUACUCACGCAGACGAUGAAGAUCGAUUGGAAAAUGUUCAGUAUCCCUACCAACUCUACAUUGCUCCUUCUACCAGCAGCACAGAACGACCAAGUCCAAAUGGUCCAGAUAGGCCUUUUCAGUGUCCAACUUGUGGGGUCCGAUUCACCCGCAUUCAGAACCUUAAGCAGCACAUGCUUAUCCACUCAGGCAUUAAACCAUUUCAGUGUGACCGCUGUGGGAAAAAGUUCACCCGGGCUUACUCGCUAAAGAUGCAUCGCCUAAAGCACGAAGGUAAACGCUGUUUCCGGUGCCAGAUAUGUAGUGCCACUUUCACUUCCUUCGGGGAAUAUAAACACCACAUGCGGGUUUCCCGGCACAUUAUCCGCAAGCCUCGGAUUUACGAGUGCAAAACUUGUGGCGCCAUGUUCACCAACUCUGGAAAUUUAAUCGUUCACCUGAGGAGUCUGAACCAUGAAGCGUCAGAGCUAGCAAACUACUUCCAGAGCAGUGAUUUCCUAGUACCGGACUACUUAAACCAGGAGCAGGAAGAGACCCUAGUUCAGUACGAGCUUGGAGAACACAGUUUUGAAAGCAAUUCGUCUGUCCAAAUGCCCGUCAUUUCACAGGUCUCAUCAACUCAGAAUUGUGAAAGCACUUUUCCCUUGGGGUCUCUUGGUGGUCUGACAGAAAAGGAGGAAGAAAUGCCAGAGCAGCCAAAGACCAGUGCCAGUACUGAGACAAUUAGAGAUGACCCCCCAAAAUUGGAGCUAUCUUCUAUUACUAUUGAAUAAUUUCAUGUUUUGGCGUUGUUUUUGUUAUGUUUUGUUUUGUUUUAGAAAGUGCCUGUGCUUGGUUCUGUACAUUUUUUAAUUUAAUUUUUUAAAGAAGAAAGGGUGUACUGGGGGGAACAUCCUUUUUACUUUGUAGCUAUGCUUUAAACAGAAAAUUGCAACAGGUGUCAUUUUUCAUGACAAAGAGGUCACUCUAAAACUGAGUGGUACAGUAAGAUCAUGUCAAAUCAAAAUAGAAGCUGUGAUACACUUAAGGAAAACUGACUCAAAACACUUAGUAAUUUCUUCUUCCACCAUUACUGUAGGUUGCCUCUUAUCUGCAAGCCAUUGGGGAAAGAAGAGAGCGGAAGACUUUUAAUCUGACUAAAAUGCAAAUAUAUGCCAGAAAUAUAUUACCAUACAGACCAAUAUACUAAGUAGAUACUUAUCACUCUACUUAGGACCUUGAACAAUAUUUUGUAGAGCCUGCUGUUUUCUUGAACUGUUUACAAGUAAAGUUUUUGUUUGGAAAUUAUUAUGGUAAAUAUUUCUGAAACUUAACAAAAUUGCCUUUUUGAAGCUUUGUCAUUCUUUUUUUAUGAUACUCCAUCCUUUAAUGUUUCACACUUCUCCAGAUGCAUAUUUCUUGCUUAUGUGGAGGUCUGCAAGAAACUAUGAUUUUUCUUUUAAGUCUAGUUGUACAUUUAGAAAUUGAGAGAUAAGGAAGGAGAAUAAUAUACAUCCUGUCCUAAAAGAAACUAGUCUACACAUCUUCAUGCCAUAAUUUUUGGCUGAAAGCUUGUUUACCUGACCUAUGACCGUUGAUGUUUGGUUUAUUAAGUGGUUUAUUGUCCAAUCCGUUUUCUUCCUACCCCAUCUUCAGUUGUAUUUUAUUUUUCAAAUACUGGCCCAGCAGCAAAUUUAUUGAAGGUAAAAUAUUGGAGUCUUUUGUGUUUAUACAUAUGUAUGUAUACUGUUGGUGAUUUUUAUUAUUCUGUUUGGGAUAAAACAAGGAAUUCUCUGUAGAGGCCAAGUUCUUAAACCCAACAGGGGGCUGUUUACAGAAAGUCUGAUAAAUUAUCUUUUUUCCAAAAUAUUUUAAACUAUUGCCAGGUUUGUUAAAGGCAGCAGUUACUAGAGCUUAUACAGACACUUAAAGCAAUAAAGUAAGAAGUUUGUGGUUCCAUUUUUUUUUUCUAGCUUUAAAAAAGUCUCAAUUGGAACUGAUGGUCUUAUAUUCAUGAAGGCAUCUACAAAGAUCUGACAAGUGUAGUUAGAGUAACAGUAACAUUAGAGCAUUAGAUUUGUGGGUAUUCCUCAUGCUGCUGUGGUAUUCGACUCUCCCUGAGUCAGAAUUGAAGCUUUUGUGAUGCUAGUGAUUAAUCUAGUGCCAUUAAAGCAUCACUGGUCUUGAGCCUCCAAAGAAAAUGUAUAUUGAUUUCCCAGGGUUAUGAAAUUUGAAGUAAUCCUUUGUUUCUGCAUAUGGUUACCGAAAAUAAAUUAUAAAAUCACUUGUGUAGAAUAUGAAAAGGAAAUGCAGAAACAAUACCCUGUUUAAAAAGUAAAAUAUCUGCAUUGUUGUCAGGUGCUGGGCAGUAAAUGUAGAAUUAUUUUUCAUAGAAAUAUGCUAAUUUCAUUGGACUAGUUUCCAUUUCAAAAAUUGGCUAAUUCAGUGUCUAAAUUUAAUCAUAUUUUGAGUUGUUUCUCUUUCAUGGCUUUCUUUAUGAAGGUAGAAAUGCUAUAAGAUUAUACAUUAUAUUCCUUUAUAACAGUCAGAACUUACAUAAUUUCUUCUGAAAGAGUUUAACAUUAAGUAUUUUCUAGUUUUUACAAACACAAAGAUAGGCAAAGUUAAAUCAUGCAGUUUUUUCUUAGAAUAAAGGUACUUGCUCAACCUUCUUCAAAGUGUUUUUACCUCAUCUUCCAAUCUUGCUUCCUGCUCCCUACCUUGCUUCCAUGAAGCCAAUUUUGUUCCCAAUUAUAGGGCUUACCUUUGAACUUUUUAGGAAGAUAAGUUAAAUAGUAUACCGCUAGUUACGCUUUUUGCUGACUGGGUUGAGUUACUUUUUGCAACAGUUUGUCAUCUUUUUGAAACAGUACUACAUCCAUACUAAAGAAAAUAGGCUUUUAAAAUUUCUUUUAAUGUAUUGUCCUAUCUUUUUCUGUUACAUAAUAAGUGAAACUUAGUUUCUUUUUAAAUCAAAGGCAAAAAGUGAACCUCCCCCUUCUUCCCCACCAAAAAAUCAAGGAGUUAAUAGUGUUCCAUUUUUUUGAAUGGGGAAAAGUGAUAAAGUGUCUACAGUGAAUAUGAAGCAUUCAUUUCUACCUUCUUUUGACAUUUUAGUAUCUCUUCCUUUUUUAUUUAAUGUCUAUGCACAGCUACAGAGGGAAAAAGUAGUGUUUAGGGUAGAAGGAAGAAGUAGGUGGAAUUCAAUAAUUCUGUCCAAGCUUCCUAUCCUCCUGUCCCAAGAACUGAGCAAUAAGGUAAGAGAGCUCUACACAGUAGUUGCUCUCAAGGCAGGCUGGCUAUAUUCUCCAUGUGAGAUAAGCAACACUGGAUACUCUGUACAAUUGGAAAUUUCAGAUGUCCAGAUUUCCAGGUUUGUGUAAAUUUUAACAACAGCCUCUUAAACUUCACUAAUUCCCUACUACUUCCAUUGCCCUCUCUUCCCCACCUCACCAAAAAAACAACUUAUACUAGGUAUUUAGCAGAUAUUUUGUAUGAGAACAUUUAAAUGAAAUCUUUGGUUUUUGAGGGGAAAGGUAGAUAAUGUCACUGAAAUACAUUUGGUACAAGGAUAUUUGGCUUUUAGAAAAUUAAGCUAUAGAAUUAUUGCAGAUAUCAUUAUGUUUAUUUCUAGUUUUCUUAAUUUCUCUAAAAAAGGCCUGGAAGCAAUUUUUAUCAUUAAUUUGUAGGAGAGUAUACACGUGGGUGAAAAUACCAGUGCUUGUUUUGUUUUUCCACAGAAAUUACCACCACAAUACUUAAGCAUCGGAAUGUUUUCAUUUAGAUUAUUUAAUAUAGCUAUCUUUUUUAUGUCCCCCCAAUAGUGCUAUGUUUUAAUGGGCUUAAAGUUUUAGGGUGUAUCAUAAAAUGUCUUUUUUUAAACUAAGGGUUUUAUAUAAGAAAAGCUUUUCAAUCUACUAAAUAAGUCUAGUGUACAUUAGAAAUGAGCAAAGGUGCUCAUUACUAACCCCUUGAUGCCAGGUGUCACAGCUACAUUAGCUCAUUUUGUCUUAAUUCUGUUCUUUCCAUUAGCGUUGGUGAAAGUUCAAUGUAUGCCAUUAUGCAUAAUAUGUCUUGGUCAGCCCUUUAGCCCUAGUCCACAGAAAGCGUUACAGUCAUUUUAACAUCAUCAGUGUUGUUCUUUCCAGUAUUUAAGUUGUAAAUCCAUGUAGGAAAGGGGGAUGUAUCCAAUCUUGGGGCUAGGGGGCAGAGAAGAAUUGGUAUUCUGUUCCUGUGUUUUACGUUUUAAUUUUUCUAUAAGAGGUUGUAGAUGGGGAGUCUUAAAUGUUAUCAAUUAUUAUGAUGACACAAUUUCAAAAAAAUUUAAUAAGUUGUUGGACUACUCUUAAUUUGAAUUUUAAAUAAUAAGACAUAUUUAAUCAAUCCACUUAAAGUUCUCAAGUGCAAGUUGACUUAAGGGGGUAAAAAUGUUUGGGUGGUUAACCAAAGUUUGUUUAGUCUUAUACUUUAUUAUGCAAAAAUAUUUCAAAUUCAAUUCUGGAUCACAGUAAACAUAGCUCCAUAUGUGUCCUUUAAUUCUUUGAAACAAACCAAAAUCUGCUAUCUGCUAAAAUAUUUUCAGUAGGUUAAAUCUAAUAGAAUGUUUAGCAAGCUUAAUUUACUGUUAAUUACUCAAUGAAAUUAUGCCUCCUGAGCCAAAUUCUUACAGUACAUACAUUCUUGACUAAGAGGAACUUCUUAGAAACUAAUUUAGCUUUUUCAGUCUCUAGGGUUAAACUAUUAUUGAUCUUAUUGGCCUAAGAGUUAGUGCAGUAACCAAAGCUAUAGAAGGAUCUUGUUUACUGGUUCUCAUUGUGAAGAUUAUUUUGUAAUGCUUUGGUCUUUGUGAUUUAUUGUAACCAGCCCCUCCCCCAAAGUAUUUACCAUUUACAACAUAAUGCAGUAGCCUUUCUGCAGUUGUGGUAGUACAUAAAGAAGUUUAUCUUUAACUAAAGUGUUUUUUGGUUUAACUGAGGAAUUUAGGAUGUGGUUAAAAAUCAACUUAUUGACAUCUCUGUCAUGCUUUAAAAAGACUGUCUCAUGUGAGUGUAGUUAAAUAAUUUUUCAAAUAAUUACAUGGAUAUGAAAGUAUUACCAUUAUGAAGUAGAUAACUGAAAGAAAUUAUCAAAAUGACAUCUCCUUUUCAUUUAUGAUUGACUUAAAAUACUCAAAUACUAACUUAGUUUCCCUUCCUUAAGCAGUAAAACAAAAUUACAAAGAUAUGAAAAAAAUGUUAUUUUGGAAUAUAUACUUUGAGAAGUUUAUAAUGCUAUGAAUAGGUCCCAUAGGCUUCUUAAAUAAGUUAUCAAAUUUUUAAAACAUUAAAUUGGGUCUCUAUUAGUCCAUACCUGAUUCCCCCUUUUGUUUUCAAAGUUGUUUGACAAUGUAGCUUUUUAUUUGUACUUUCUUAGGAAUCCCCCAGUUAACCUAACCAUAUUUAGUAGGCAAUAAAGAUUCCAGGUAAAAGACAUUACUUUGAAUUAACUAUUCACUGGACCAGUGUCAGAUUCAAUGAAGAGAAGCAUCUCUGACAUUAUCAUUUUACAAAAUGUUCAAUACAACUAAGGCCCUAACUUAUUUGAGGCUAUAGCAGUUUGUGGGAGAAUUGUUAAUGGAAGUCUUACUUUCUUUUUCAGAAGAAAACUUUGUAUGUUUAACCUUCCGAUUCCUUUUUACACUCAAGCUAGUCACUGCAUUUUUCUGUUUUAUAAUAAACUGAUGCUCUUAGACACAUUUAUUACAUAAUGAAUAUAGUUUUUGUGGUAGAAAAAAAGUCCAAAAGGAUUGAGUUUGUGAAAGUGAGAUUCUUAAAACAGAAAAACUUUUACUAACUUACACACUAAAUUCUCCUGAGAUAACAUUUCUAUGUUUGUACAAGUAGUAAUAUAUUCAUAGCCUUCAUCCAUAUAAUGCUGCUGAGGUACAUAAUUUGAGAUUGUCAUAACAAAGUUCAUUUCGUGCCUCAGUAACUAAGUUCCCCUCUGUAGGUUCCAAGUGGUAUCUACCUUAUGCCAAAUUUCACUCUAUAGCAAAUACUGUUAUAUUGAAGUUCUAGUGUACAUAAUAAUAGUUUAUAAAGAGCUUAGGAAUUCAGAUAACUGUAUUCAUACUUUUGAAAAAUAAUUUUUUGGUCAUUUAAUUUUGAAGUGCCUGAUUUAAAACAAUUUUUUCAGUUGCUAGCUCUCUCUUUUCAAUUGACUGCAUUUAUUGGUUAGGCUUCUAGUCUAGAUUUUAAGUAUGAUCUUUUGACAUACUAUCACUUUGUUCAUUCAGAUUUUAGUUUUGUGAUUCUUAAAAUUCCUUGGUUCUACACACACACACACACCAAUUUCUAACCAUAGCUGAAUUUCAUGAUGCAGUUUAAGGAAACCCUCUCCUUUUAUGCUGGACAAGUUAAAAAUCUCAUUGAUGAAUGCUCACAUACCAAAGUACAUCUGAUGAGGGAGAAAUGUUUCUUCCCUGCUUUGAGGGAACACUAAUCAUCUCCCUCUUGAUGUACAUUAAGUUCCUGUUAGCAUUACUAGAAGCUGUUCAUUUUAGGAGAAGCAGUCUGUCUCUAGGCCCAUAGGAGCAGAUACUUAUAGCAAAAAUCUCUGUUGUAAAAUUAUAGAUGUUGUGUUUCCUUAGGCGGCUUAUUCUGAUUAUCAAUUUAAUUCUCGUGUUGACAUGCUAUCUUAAAGUCUCUCAUACUGAGAGAAUAGCAAAGUUUGAAAAUUGCACUGCUUUUCAACUUUCAGGUGCCUGAUAUGAAAGGAAUAAGACCACGAACUUUGUUCAUUUUUUUUUUCCUAACAAGUAAUGGCUUCCAAUGCUUAUUAUUACAAGAGAUUUUAAAACAUUGUUUUAAACUUCAAAAAAAAAACCAACCCUAUGAUCCCCCAAAACCAAGUUUUGGUCUAAGUUUCCAAGACUAUUUAAUUUCACUGAUUUCUGGUGCCUCGUGGUGCAUCAGAUAUUGCCUGCCUCUUUUUAGGGCAUCUUUGUGGCACCUUAUAUCCAACCUGGAGGAUAGUAUAUGUCUCAAUUGUACAUAUACCAUCUUUUCAAAAGCCAUUUUAUAAAAGUCCUAGUAUUUUAAUAUUUAAAUAUAUAUAUUUGUGAAAGAUACUUUUAGAAUGGACCCCUUUUUUUUAAAAUUUAAAAUUCUCAUUUUUUUAGAAUAAAAUGAACUUUCCAAGACUCUAAUUGUCUUUCUCUAUAGCAACAUAAAAAGAUAGUCAAAUUGAGAUCAAAGGCCAUAAUCUGACUAUCAUAGAAGAAAUCGGUGGUGGUUAAUGCAAAACAUUAUGAAAAGCAAUGACCCUUAAAGAGACACAUGAAAACGAUUCAUGAUUUUAAUGCAAGAGAACUAGAUUUUUAUAUAAAAGUGUGCUGCUUUUUUUUUUUUAAUGAUUUCAUAUUAGCUGCCAUAGUAGCUCAGUGUUUUACAGAGCUAACAGGUCUGGCCCCACCAAAAAAAAAUAAAAACUAGAUUAAAAACUAUACCCCACUGUCUUCCAGAUGGGUGACUGUUUUGUUUAACUGAUGCAUGCUUUAAUAUUUUGCCUAUAUCCCUGGCAACAAGGAAAUUUGGGGGUGGUUUUCUUAACCCUGCCAUUUUAUGACUUUCUGGGCACUGGCAGUUUGUGAAACCCUUGAAAUAUAGGGUAUUGCUGGAGGGAAAAUGUGAAUUAAAUUAUGUAGGUGGGUGGUGUUGUGUAUUCUCCCACUUCUUCCCUCUCCUCCCCCCCAGCUCCUAGCAACAGUAAAACUUUUAACUGUGCCAGUCCCCAAUCACCAGCUGUAUGUCCAAUUGUCAUCUCAUUCAAAUAUAGCUUCUUUUGGUGACAGUGGCCACAACUAAGUUACUUGGCAUGUUUGACUUUCAACAACAGAAAUAGUUUUUGUUUUGCUUUUGUUUAAUGUGUACAAUGUUUAAAAAUUCACAUUUUAUAUACUAGUAUCUGGCUAUUAGUAUUUUUCAGGAACCAUAGUUCUUGGUGGCUAUAUAUGUGUAUAUAUACAUAUAUAUAUAUAUAUAUUUUUGUGACUUUUUUUGUAAACUAAGUGCCGUUUGAACGUUACAAUCAUUUUUAGAGUUGUUGUAAUCAAUGUGAAUAUCAUGUUUUUUCAAAUCUGUUCUGAGCCUGUAGUGUUUGCUUUGUGAUCCUACGUGUACUGUAUAUAUUCUGUAUAAUAACAUUGUACCGAAAUACUAGCUUGUUUGAUAUAAGGAGAGUUAUGUAUUGAGUACUUUUUUUGCUAGCCUGGUUGUUUAAUCUUUAAAAAAAAAAAAAGUUUUGAAAUACAAAAAGAAAAAAAUUUCUCCAAACUGGUCCUUAUUGAGGUCCAAAAUUGAGGUGCAGUUGGGCAAAAAGGGCAGGGAAACACUAGUUUUUGAGUGUCUUUGGAUAGAAACAUGAGGCUAAGAUUUUUUCAUUAAAAUAUAUUAUUAAUGUUUUAUGGAGUAAA
Messenger RNA from Vombatus ursinus (common wombat), 10087 nucleotides. RefSeq names its product zinc finger and BTB domain containing 44 (gene ZBTB44). The transcript has 9 exons. NCBI's taxonomy places the organism in Eukaryota, Metazoa, Chordata, Mammalia, Diprotodontia, Vombatidae. The record is from RefSeq and is a predicted model, not a curated record. Gene Ontology annotation, molecular function: protein binding. Bases 579 to 2429 code for a protein of 616 amino acids.